Hirsutella rhossiliensis is the source of this 2058-nucleotide messenger RNA. RefSeq names its product transketolase, thiamine diphosphate binding domain-containing protein. The transcript has 5 exons. The coding region runs from base 1 to 2058 and encodes 685 amino acids. Gene Ontology annotation, biological process: pentose-phosphate shunt. NCBI's taxonomy places the organism in Eukaryota, Fungi, Ascomycota, Sordariomycetes, Hypocreales, Ophiocordycipitaceae. Gene Ontology annotation, molecular function: transketolase activity. Gene Ontology annotation, cellular component: cytosol. The record is from RefSeq and is a predicted model, not a curated record.
AUGGGUUACGGCGAAAUCGACCAAAAGGCCAUCAACACCAUCCGCCUUCUCGCGGUUGAUGCCACCUUCAACAGCAACUCGGGCCACCCGGGAGCCCCCAUGGGCAUGGCUCCCGUUGCCCAUGUUCUCUUCAACAAGUUCAUGAAGUUCAACCCCAAGAACCCCAAGUGGCUGAACCGAGAUCGCUUCGUCCUCUCCAACGGCCACGGAUGCAUGCUUCAGUAUGCCCUCCUGCACCUCUUCGGCUACGAUGUCACCAUGGACGACCUCAAGGCUUUCCGAUCAGUCGACAGCAAGACCCCCGGACAUCCCGAGGCCCACGACACUCCCGGCAUCGAGGUCACCACUGGCCCCCUCGGCCAGGGCGUGUGCAACGCCGUCGGUCUCGCCAUGGCCCAGGCUCACACCGCCGCCACAUUCAAUAAGUCCGGUCUGGACAUCGUCGACAACUACACGUACUGCUUCCUCGGCGACGGCUGCCUGAUGGAGGGUAUCUCCAGCGAGGCCUCGUCGCUCGCUGGCCACUUGCAGCUCGGCAACCUCAUCUGCAUCUACGACGACAACCACAUCUCCAUUGACGGCGACACCAACUGUGCCUUCACCGAGGAUGUCGUCAAGCGCUAUGAGGCCUACGGCUGGCACGUCGUCUCCGUCAACGACGGUGACAACGACUUGGCCGCCAUCGAGGCCGCCAUUCAAAAGUGCAAGCAGGUCAAGGACAAGCCCUCCAUGAUCAAGCUGAAGACCACCAUCGGCUUCGGCUCCCUCCAGCAGGGCACCCACGGCGUGCACGGCUCGCCCCUCAAGGCCGACGACAUCAAGCAGGUCAAGCAGAAGUGGGGCUUCAACCCGGACAAGUCCUUCGAGGUUCCCAAGGAGGUCUACGACAUGUACGGGAAACACUCCUCCGAGGGCGCCGCCGCCGAGGAGAAGUGGAACCAGCUGCUUUCCAAGUAUGCUCAGCAGUACCCCAAGGAGCACGCCGACCUGCAGCGGCGCCUCAAAGGCGAGCUCCCCCAGGGCUGGGAGAAAAGCCUCCCGGUUUACACGCCCGCCGACUCGGCCGUCGCCACCCGCAAGCUGUCCGAGACUGUCCUCGGCAAGAUUGAGUCGGCCAUUCCGGAGCUGUUUGGUGGCUCCGCCGACCUGACUGGCUCCAACCUGACCCGCUGGAAGUCGGCCGUCGACUUCCAGCCCAAGGCCACCGGUCUGGGCGACUACGCGGGCCGCUACGUCCGUUACGGCGUCCGCGAGCACGCCAUGGGCGCCAUCAUGAACGGCCUGGCCGCCUACGGCACCAUCCUGCCCUACGGCGGGACCUUCUUGAACUUUGUUUCCUACGCUGCUGGCGCCGUCCGUCUGUCUGCUCUGUCCCAGGUCCGCGUUCUCUGGGUGGCCACUCACGACUCGAUUGGCCUCGGCGAAGACGGCCCAACCCACCAACCCAUUGAGACUCUGGCUCACUUCCGCGCUCUCCCCAACUGCAUGGUCUGGCGCCCUGCCGACGGAAACGAGACCAGCGCCGCCUACUACGUCGCCCUCACCUCCAAGAACACACCCAGCAUCCUGGCCCUGUCGCGCCAGAACCUGCCUCAGCUCGAGGGUUCGACCAUUGAAAAGGCCAUGAAGGGCGGCUACGUCCUCCACGAGGUGCAGGGCGCCAAUGUCACCCUCGUCUCCACGGGGUCCGAGGUGUCCAUCUGCGUCGACGCCGCCAAGUACCUCAAGGAGAAGCACAGCAUCAAGGCACGCAUCGUCUCGAUGCCCUGCUUCGAGGUGUUUGACACGCAGUCCAAGGACUACAGACUGUCGGUCCUGCCCGACGGGAUCCCCUCGUUGUCCGUCGAGGUCAUGAGCACCAUGGGCUGGGAGCGCUACACGCACGAGCAGUUUGGCAUCAACCGCUUCGGCGCCUCUGGCGCCUACAAGGACGUCUACAAGAAGUUUGAGUUCACUCCCGAGGGCAUCUCCAAGCGUGCCGUUGCCACCGUUGACUUCUGGAAGAGCGUGCCCAACAUCCGCUCCCCCGUCAACCGUGCCUUCCAGCAGCUCAUUUAA